Molecule: messenger RNA, 759 nt
Organism: Dendrobium catenatum
Lineage: Eukaryota; Viridiplantae; Streptophyta; Magnoliopsida; Asparagales; Orchidaceae
Product: transcription repressor OFP3-like
Exons: 1
Coding region: 1-759 (252 amino acids)
Biological process (GO): negative regulation of DNA-templated transcription
Source: RefSeq, a predicted model, not a curated record
AUGAAAUGGGGAAGGAAGAACAGAGACAGAACCGAAGGGGACAAGAAAACGAAGAAAGCCACUUCCCCUUUCUCGUCCUCGCCGUCGUUUCAGCUCACGGAUGUCUUCCCCUUUUCCUGGAUUUCCCGACUGAAGCGAGAGAAACAGGGCAGAGUAAACCUGAAACAAUUUCCUCCCACCUCCUCCUCCCACCUCGGUUUCUCCUCCAAACUCCUCGACCGCAUCGCCGCCAGCGAAGCCCCUCGCCGGCGUUCAACGGGAGACGACGAACGCCGCGGAGACAGAGCCGACAUUGCUCGCUCUGCCCGCCAUUAUUCUUUCAGCGAGCUCGAGCUUGAGCUCCGGCCAAUCUCAAGCUUCCGCCAUUAUGACGCUUAUCCUCCGCCGCCGACGCCGAUGAAGCGAUUGGAGGCUCGACGGCGGGUGCCGAGGAUACGGCCAAAGGUGAAGGUUUGCUCGCCGAAGGCGGCGAGGAGAAAGGUGGAAGAGGAGGGGAAGGGGAAAAGGAGGAAUCUUGAGAGCUUUGCGGUGGUGAAGAGCUCGAGUGACCCGCAGAAGGAUUUCAGGGAGUCAAUGGUGGAGAUGAUAAGGGUGAAUGGGAUGAGGCGUCCGGAGGAGAUGGAAAGAUUGCUGGCUUGUUAUAUUAGCCUCAACGCCGACGAGCAUCAUGAUUUCAUCGUCAAAGCUUUCAGGCAGGUUUGGUUUGAUCUUGCAAUAAAGAAGUUCGCCGGAGAAUGCCAUUGUCGUGACUGUUUCUGA